Molecule: messenger RNA, 1199 nt
Organism: Harmonia axyridis
Lineage: Eukaryota; Metazoa; Arthropoda; Insecta; Coleoptera; Coccinellidae
Product: ubiquitin domain-containing protein UBFD1-like
Exons: 1
Coding region: 153-1004 (283 amino acids)
Molecular function (GO): cadherin binding; RNA binding
Source: RefSeq, a predicted model, not a curated record
GGUCUGCCAGCAGUACAACGUCAAUGUCAUUGUCAAACAUACCAGCGAACAGCUGAUAAAUGACAGUACAAAAUUCUUCAUCUCUUACCAGUUAAAAUAGGAUUGAUGAUUUUCAAUUUUUGUGGCAAUAAUAACAUGAAUGAUAGUUGACAAUGAUGGAACAGAAUUGUGAAAUUGGAGAAAACGGUAGUAAAAUUUCAAAUUCAUCUGAAGAAAAUGGUUCUCAAAAAAGUGAUAAGGAUAUUCUCCCUUCAGAAAGCAAAAUUCAAAAAACCGAAGAACAAGGGGACAAAGAAACUUCAGAAAAUGGUCAGGGGACUGAGGAACUUAUAGAAAUUAAAAUAAUUUACAGCAAAAAGAAAUACGAUGUGCAAAUAUCUCAAGAUGCCACAGUUGCCACUCUGAAAAAACAACUACAGGGUUUAUUAGGUGUACCAGAUUCCAUGCAAAAAUUAAUGUUUAAAGGUUUGCUUCAAGACAAUCAGACAUUGAAAAGUGCGGGAGUUGUAAAGGGAACUAAAAUUAUGUUAGUAGGAUCAACUUUGAAAGAUGUCUUAGCUGUGUCUUCUGUUAGCAAACAAGAUUUGGCCGAAGCUGAAAAAGCAAGUACUACAAAAGAGCCUUUAUGCAAACAGAAACUACAUAAAAAAAUAAUAGAUAAAGGUGUACCAGAUGAUAUUUUGCCAGGUAUUAAAAAUGUAAAAGAGAAGUUACCGUCAGCUCCUUUGUCUGGUAUGUUAAAUAAACAUGGGGGAAAAGUGAGACUUACCUUUAAAUUAGAACAAGACCAAAUAUGGCUAAGCACUAAGGAACGAACUGAAAAAUUACCAAUGACAUCUAUUAAAAACGUUAUUUCUGAAAGUAUUGAAGGGCAUGAAGAAUAUCAUAUAAUGGGUUUACAAUUAGGUCCAACUGAGGCAUCACGGUAUUGGAUCUAUUGGGUACCUGCUCAAUACAUAGAUGCAAUUAAGGAUGCUGUCUUAGGAAAAUGGCAGUAUUUCUAACUUUUUCAAGUCAAUAUUUGACAUAUUUACAAGUAUUUAUUUGUGUUGAAUUUGAUUGGAUAUACAAAUUGGUUCUCUUGCAUUUUCAUUUUUAAAUUUUGUAUGUAGUUCUUUCUGAAAAUAUCAGCAAUAGAAAACAAUUAUUUUGCCUGGUCAUGUUCACAACCCUUUUUGAAAAUAAAUGAUUUCUAUACA